CUCGAGCACGGCCGUAUUUACCGUCCGACUUGGGGAAAAAAAAAAAACUUGCUGUCAAAAAAAAAGAAGCACUAUUGCGAAAAUGUGUGGCGAAAAAUAAUGACAGCGGCGGCGGUUUCGGCGCUUUCCAAGCGAUACGAAAAACAUAACGUUAAUAUAAAUGUAUUAAAUAUAUAUAUGUAUGUAUCGUGACAAAAUAUAAAUAGCAACGGUUUUAUAUGCGCGUCGUUCAGGAGUCCCAACAUGCGCUAAUGUGUAGCUGCUUGUGAUAGUGGAAAAUUGCGUUUUUCUUAGUUUAGUAUCUUUUUCUAGCUUAACCAGAUUUUCAAAUGUGGCAGAAACGUGAGAAUACAUACGCGGUGUAAUGGCGAGUUAAUCUUCCAGUUAGCUUUUCCCCUCACAGUUCCCCCGCUGUCCAAACCCUGACAGCUGAGCUUGCUAAAUAGCUAGCCGAGGGCUUGUUUACCAUCAUGGACAGGGAGGCGUACCGUAACUGCAGCAGCCUGGUCAAAAUACCAAGGCAGUCAUAUGAACAGUUUUGGUCUUCGCAUUUUGUAGAUUACAUUGACAAGGAGCUUAGCUAUUCCAAGUUUUUCAAGAAGUAUCUGCUCCCCAAUCACCCUUGUAUGUUUUCAAGGAGAUUCACAGAGGAGUGGAAGUGUAGGAAACAGUGGGUGACUGAGGAUGGGAAACCUAAUUUCCAGAAAUUGCUGCAAGAGUUUGAUGAGUCUCCAGUCCCUGUUGCAAACUGCAAUGCGAAGGAGUACAAUGCCAACCCCAAACAAGUCAUGCCUUUUAAAGAAUUUAUACACUACUGGAGGGAAUACAUCUUGAAUGGACACUCAUCACCCAAAGGAUGCCUCUAUCUUAAAGACUGGCACAUGUCAAGGGACUUUCCAGAACAUAAUGUUUACACCACACCAGUGUUCUUUACUUCUGACUGGCUCAAUGAAUACUGGGACACCCUCGAAGUGGAUGACUACCGAUUUGUCUACAUGGGACCUAAAGGGUCAUGGACACCAUUCCACUCUGAUGUGUUCCGUUCAUACAGUUGGUCUGCAAACAUCUGUGGCAGGAAGAAGUGGCUCCUGUAUCCUCCAGGUCAGGAGGAGUUUUUACGAGACACUCACGGCAACCUCCCUUAUGAUGUUACGUCAGCUGAACUUCGAGACAGAAGCCUUUUUCCACACGCUGAAGAAGCCUGCCAACCUCUUGAAAUCAUUCAGGAGGCAGGAGAAAUCAUUUUUGUGCCUAGUGGUUGGCAUCAUCAAGUUUAUAACCUGGAGGACACCAUCUCUAUUAAUCAUAACUGGCUAAAUGGCUGCAACAUUGACAUCAUGUGGCAGUUUCUUCAGACUGAACUGUCAUCUGUUCAAAAAGAGAUAAAUGAGUGGAGAAACACGAUGGACUCGUGGCAUCAGCACUGCCAGGUAAUUAUGAAGGCUUGCUCCGGUAUCAAUUAUGGAGAAUUUGCCUCGUUUUUGAAAAUUAUUGCCAACAACAGAAUGGCUUUCCUUAACGCUUGCUCCUCUGGGGAUUCCUCUGAUUACUCACGUCAUCUCUCAGAGAUUCUCACCACGUUGGGACCUUACCAUGCGGCCUUUGACCUACAAAGGGUAGCUCAUAUAAUCGAAUGCCUCCUGUGCAAUGAAGACUUUAAGAGACUCGAUCACUCAACAUUGACUCUGCAGCCAGAAACAAUGUUACAGCAAAUUCGUGACACCAUACAGUCCACAAGAGGGCAGCAUCUCCUUUAUCAGGAGUAAUGUGUUCGGCCUCUCACCAUUGUUAUCGACUGGAAAUAGCUUGAAUGAAAAGUGCCCGUUUGCAAAAGUGCAAAAACAAAAAAAAGAUACAUCUGUUAUUGCAUCUUUGGGUUGAGAUGAACUGGAAUCUCAAAUAUUGUUUGUGAAUGUCUUGCAUUUGUUUUUGCACUGACAGAUUAAAUACAUUAAAAAAAAAA
Neolamprologus brichardi is the source of this 1963-nucleotide messenger RNA. It is a transcript of the gene jmjd4, whose product is annotated as jumonji domain containing 4. Gene Ontology annotation, cellular component: cytoplasm; nucleus. Gene Ontology annotation, biological process: protein hydroxylation; positive regulation of translational termination. The record is from RefSeq and is a predicted model, not a curated record. NCBI's taxonomy places the organism in Eukaryota, Metazoa, Chordata, Actinopteri, Cichliformes, Cichlidae. Gene Ontology annotation, molecular function: 2-oxoglutarate-dependent dioxygenase activity; sequence-specific DNA binding.